UAAUGUCGUCUGCUUUUAGAUCGUCGUCUGCUCAACAGAAACGCCUCCUCUUCGUUGAGUGGUGUAGAAACGUGGACCAGAGGAGGAAAUCUGAAGUUAUGUUUUGAGUGAUAAUGUGAACUUAUUAGUGUAUUAAGUAAUAUUACGUCUGUUAAAGUGGACACCUUCCUCAGUGUUUUCUACACCCCCCAACGAACGAACGAAAAUGGCGACUGAAUUUGGAACUGGCAAAACAAUCUUCAUACUGGCCAUAGUUGUAGGUUGUUUUGCUAUAUUAUGGCCGAAGAUAUUUUAUCCAAUGCUUCAGUCUUCAGUUGCACCUAAACCCACUACAGUUCCAACUGCAGAUUGCUGUGAUGUCAUAUUUGAUAAAGAUUUAAACGCUAUUAAAAUCAUGUCUCAACUGUGCGAAAAAAUUCUUAUCGGACAGAGUGACAUAGAUAAAAGAUUUCUGUUGGCCUUCCAACAAGGAAGGCUGACCAAAGAAAUUGUCGACAAGUGUAACUCUGAAGUUCAUGAUAAAUGCAAUGUAGACAUUGCAGAGUUUCUCAAGGACAAAGUACGCUUGGGUAAAAGUUACCAGCAAAUGCUCAAUGAAUUGCGAACCUUAAAUAGCUCUUUGUGUUUGAAAAUAAAUUUUGGUAUUUCCCCGGCUCUGAUUGGAGCUCCUCGAAGAUUCCGAGUAUGGGAAACAAAGCACCUAAGGCAGGAGAGACCACCCCAUUUACGGCCACAUAUGCUUCAUCCUGCUUUGAGAGAAAAGGGGCGAGCUAUUCCCCAUUCCCAUAUCGUCCCUCGAGUCGUUGAAAAAGAACCACCGGCCGUGCCGAUGCCCAUGCCUGGGAUGAGGCCUCCGAUGGGAGGUCCCGGACAUGUGGUGCCUGCGCCCAAGACAGGAGGAACUAUGGGUAUCAUCAUGCCUCUCUAUACCAUCGGCAUUGUCAUAUUCUUCAUGUACACUAUGAUGAAGCUGAUCUUCAAGAAGUCAGAUGAAAGCAGUGCAUACAAAGAGUUCGAGCCGGACCCAGAGUUCCGCAGGGUUGUGUUUAACGAUACUCCUCCGUCAGCUGUCUACCAAGCUAAACUUGCUCAAGGUCACGCAGACGACAACAAUACCAAGCUCGGUUGGAAGGAGAGAGAUGCGAGGGACAUAGAAUUGGAUCAGCUGAGAAGGAGGUUGGAAGAAACAGAGGCAGCAAUGGAACGCAUUGUUGCCCAGAUGGUCAAAGUCCCCCACAAACCUAGUCAGGAGGUUGAAGAAAAACUCGUCACAAAAGAGGAAGCAGCCAAAGUGCUCGAGUCGAAACCGGAAAAGGUAGAAGAAAUAGAUUUAGAGGAAAAAUCAAAGGAUGUAGAAGUAGAAGAAAAAUUAGAGAAAGAAAUAGAACGUGGGGUUCAAGUGGUGGGGAUGGAAAUGACGGAGAGUUUGGAAGGGGGACAGAAAUGGAGUCGUCCUCCUACUCCGCUAACCCCCCGUAGCGCCACACCCACCAUACCCCCUCCCCCUCCACCACCGCCUCAGAGUAUUUAUUUGGAAGGCUCUCUUCCGUCCCAGAGUCAGCUGUUAGUUAGCCAAUCAGAGAUUGAACAAUUGUCCCAGGAAAACGACGAAUCCCCGGUCAUUUUGGCGGGGAAAGUUACUUUGUCACUCAUCGGGCUGGACGACACAUUGAAGGCAGACAACGGAGGUCCUGAAGUCACGUUUAUGUCAGACGAAGAAGAAGAAGAAGAGGAUGAAGGCAUUGAACAAGCCUCUGAAGAUGAAGCAGAAGCUGAUAAUCUUGGUUUUAAUGUGGAAGAAGAUUUGACUACAAACUACACAACAGCGAGUGCCGCAGCAGGUCUAGGGGAUGAAACAGCGGCAGACAUAUCGACUAUGGAACCUCACCAUGACGAUGACGAAGAGUAUGAAGAAGAACUUGAAGAAGAUGAAGACGAAAUCAUAAGCAAACCUCAGGUUUUGAUGGCAACAAAGAAAGAUAAUUCGAGGCAAGUAGUUGCUGAAGAAGAAGAGGAAGAGGAGGAAGAAGAAGAAGAGGAGGAGGAGGAGGAAGAAUUAGAAGAAGAAGUUGGAAGGCCUCAAAGCUUACUUCAUCAGCACCGACGUUGAGUUCCCAUCACAAAUCCCUUUCAUUCAUCCAUCAUACAUAUUCAAUAUUGUUGACAUUUAGCAUAGGGAAAAUUGUUAAGAAUCUAAAUGAAACUUGUGAGAUUUGUACACUUAGCCUUUUAUUGUUACUCUAUUGGCACGUUAAUUAGCAUAAAGAUGUUGGCUUUCUUUAUUUUGCUUUUGCAUUGUAAAUAUUACUUUGUCAGUAAUAUUUUAUUCUAAUUUUUCUUGUCUUCCUUUAAAAGCCUUCCAGCAUAGAUUGUGAUAUUUUGUUUUUGUGCCAAUUUUUCUUAUGUCACUACAAGUGCAUGUUUUCUUCUGUACAAACCAUUGUGCCAAAUAUUUAAUAAAUCCUUAGAGAAAUUU
Macrosteles quadrilineatus (aster leafhopper) is the source of this 2476-nucleotide messenger RNA. Its product is annotated as resistance to inhibitors of cholinesterase protein 3-like. The record is from RefSeq and is a predicted model, not a curated record. Gene Ontology annotation, biological process: synaptic transmission, cholinergic; protein localization to cell surface. The coding region runs from base 206 to 2110 and encodes 634 amino acids. The transcript is spliced from 12 exons. Gene Ontology annotation, cellular component: neuronal cell body; intracellular membrane-bounded organelle; neuron projection. NCBI's taxonomy places the organism in Eukaryota, Metazoa, Arthropoda, Insecta, Hemiptera, Cicadellidae.